UCUAAAAUAAAAGCCGACGAAAAGAAAUCGAAGAUCGCAUUCUUCAUCUCUCAAGCACCAUGUCUCGCCCUGCACACAGAAAACCAGAAUACCAUAAAAUCUAUGGAUUUGAGACCUACUGGACACUUUGCUCAAGGUACAGCCUUUUACGAGGACACAAAAUGGAAAAACUGGCCCUCAUGUGUAUUGAACUUGAAACUUAGCUACAAGUAAACUGUAGGUAGUAUUCACCCAUCAGAAUAAGAGAGAAAGAGGAAGAAGAAAAUGCCAUGAUUUCAGUUUGGUCAUAUUAUAAAUGGGCACAAUGCUGAGGCUCCGGCAUAACAAAGAUCUCUUUGUCCUCACCUAUGGAGCUCUGGUUGCCCAACUGUGUAAAGAUUAUGAAAAAGAUGAAGAUGUGAACAAAUAUUUAGAUAAAAUGGGAUAUGGCAUUGGAACACGGCUGGUGGAAGACUUUUUGGCUCGAUCUUGUGUAAGAAGAUGCCAUAGUUAUUCAGAAAUUACAGACAUAAUUGCCCAGGUUGCCUUUAAGAUGUACUUGGGGAUUACACCAAGUGUGACCUGUAACAAUUCAAGCAGGACUGAAUUUUCCCUGAUCCUAGACAAGAAUCCGCUGGUGGAGUUUGUGGAAGAGCUCCCCGCCGGGAGAUCCUCUCUCUGCUACUGCAAUUUACUCUGUGGGAUUAUCAGAGGUGCCCUGGAAAUGGUUCAUUUGGCUGCUGAUGUUACAUUCUUGCAAGACAGACUGAAAGGCGACCGUGUGACAGAAAUAGGAAUAACAUUUCUGAGAAAGCUAGAUGAGAAAAAAUACAGACGGAAAAAAUGAAGCAUUGCAUGCACAAUGCCACAGGGGGGCCAGUUGAGGAGUUAAUAUUAUCUAAACAUACAGAGCCAUAGAAAUUUUGAAUUGUUUAAUAAUAGCAUGGGCUUUAAAAGGCUUAUAUAACAGCCAGAAAUUUGAAGUGCAGGGCACUAGGAUUUAAAGAUUUUUUUUCUUUGCUGAUAAAUUAUACAUUUUCAAUCUUAUGUCCAUUAGAUUUCAUAUACAAAUAACUCCUUAUAAGAUAGCAUACAUGAAUUCACAUAUCAUACAGCCCAUCCUAACAGAGUGCACUGAUUUCAUUUACUUAUGGUAAUGGAAAAAAAAAAGCAUACAAACUACACAGUUGGUGUAUUCAUUCUCAUUGGAAAAAAUAGAUGAAAUGAUACAAUAUAGAGUUCACUAUAUAUAGACAAUUUCUAGAUACUGUAUGUUGCAUUCUCUAUAGAAAAAGUGCCAUUUAUAACACUUUUCCAUAUUUUUGAGUAACUAUGGGUAUGAUUUCUUUCAUAUACUGGCUUGGUUUGUCACUUCAGCCUCCUGAAGUUGCUCUCUCUUGAUUUAUAAUUACCAAGGCAAGCUGUUUAUUUGCAUGCUAAUUCUGAAAUAUUUUUAAGGAGCAUUUAGUUUUAAUUCAUGUAAUUUUUAGAUAGUAUUAACCAAAUGUCUUCCUAUUUUCAUGAAACAUUGCUGAUGGUCAGGCCAGGAAACCUCUAAAAUGAGAGGUAAAUAAUGUUUUUUGAAAAUACUUUCUUACCCCAAAGCUUAUUCAGUUAGAAUUUUUGCUGUCAUUUUUAUCCCCUAAAAAACCUUACAAACAUGCUUUGUCUGUGACCAGAACAUACUUAAAAUUCAGAACGUACUGGAUUCAAUAAACAAUAAUCUUUACCAGACCAUCAGCAUACGCAGGAAGCCUCUAUGCAGUCCAGAAUCUGCUGGGCUCUGCAGAGAACUGAAAUUCCAAGUAAGUUACAAUUAGUGCAGGUCCAUCAGUUAAAACUGGUGUAAAUAAUAUGAUCGUGGUAGACCUCAACUAGGACUCAGCAGCCUAAAGACACAGUACCAGGUCUGUUUCUAGUGGAUUCAGCUGAUCCUAACUGGUGGCUCAAUCUUAGGCAAGGCACGUAAUCUCUCAAGUGCGCUCUCUCUCUCUCAUUUAUAAAAUGGCACAACUGAAAAAAAAUAAAAAUUUAAAAAAUGGCACAAUUGAACAUAAGUAUCCUAAAUUAUAUAAAAGAGUUUAAAUGACAUCAAAAACUGCUGAAAUUCCACAUUUUUGGAUUUUGAAGACUCUGAGGAAAUGGUUUGUUCCCUACCUACGCAGCUGUCUCUUCAAAAGGGCAUCGAGGUCAGUAUUAAGGACCAAAUAGGGUCACUGGGGCAGCUGCAGCAACCAUGGAAGGAACUUAAAGCCAGUUCCACAGAAGACCAGGAGUAGAAUCGGGAAAAUGAGUAUUACCUGACAUCAGAAGGGAUAUCACAAUGCCAUGUAUUUUAAACUGAUGCCUCCAGAAGAAUGUUUGCCUGCCAUCCAUCCCAAAGCUUCUCUUAGGGAUGUUUCCAUCUUCUGUUCUGUUUCCUCUUUGCUUACCCUCACCCCUCCAGGAACCCCAAAUACUUACGUCUAAGGGCCUCCCUCUUAAAUCAGUACCCAACUAGCCCUCUUGUAAAUGUUCCAUGCUCUGGAGUAUUCACUUACCUGACUACACCUUGCUCUCCUUUCUGUCCCAACCCAGCCAUCCAACUGCCUUGGCUGGCUGUCUUCAUUGCCCAUCCACCGGAAGACGGCUGAAUCUGAUACUCUCAAUGAUGCGGAGUGUUAGAACCAGUGAUGGCGUCAGGAUAAGGCUCAUUCCCCAUCCUUUCAUUCGCCCCCUCACCUUAGAGAGGGAGACCAGUCUUUUGGAUUGAAUUUGUGGUAUGGACAGUGACCUACUUAACCAAGAGAGAAGACUGUGCAGUAGUCCCCCCCCAUCCGUAGGGAUAUGUUCCCAAACCCCCAGUGGAUGUCUGAAGCCACGAAUAGUACUGAACCCUAUAUAUACUAUGUUCUUCCCAUAUAUAUAUACAUACCUCUGAUAAAGGUAUGUUGUUUAAUAGCUUCAAUCUUUAAAUUUAAAUGAACUAAAAUUAGAUUAAAAAUUCAUUUCCUCAGUCACACUAGUCACAUUUUAAGUGUUCUGCAUGCAGCCAUAUGUGGCUAGCGACUACUCUAAUGUACAGCACAGGUCUAUAAUUCCCAAAGAUCCACUGGGUUUCAUUGACCUUGGACACCAAGAACUAAUGGGGAGGAUCCAGGUUAAUAGGGAGAAAGGAGACAGAAAGAAAAACGUAAGAAAGACAUCAGAGAUCAAUGAAAUGCUGAGUCGUGACCCGUAAAAACAGAAAACUUUCUAUGUAAAGGUUUCAUACUAAAGGAAGGUUGCACACCAUCCUCUGGAUUCCAAGUGUAUUUUCACCCCCUUUGUGUGAGGCUGAGUCUUUCUAAUAAAAGCCUUGUGGAAGUUGCACAG
Messenger RNA from Zalophus californianus (California sea lion), 3333 nucleotides. It is a transcript of the gene TRAPPC3L, whose product is annotated as trafficking protein particle complex 3 like. The transcript has 6 exons. Bases 296 to 826 code for a protein of 176 amino acids. Gene Ontology annotation, biological process: endoplasmic reticulum to Golgi vesicle-mediated transport; intra-Golgi vesicle-mediated transport. NCBI's taxonomy places the organism in Eukaryota, Metazoa, Chordata, Mammalia, Carnivora, Otariidae. The record is from RefSeq and is a predicted model, not a curated record. Gene Ontology annotation, cellular component: TRAPP complex; cytosol; cis-Golgi network membrane.